Molecule: messenger RNA, 6562 nt
Organism: Xyrichtys novacula (pearly razorfish)
Lineage: Eukaryota; Metazoa; Chordata; Actinopteri; Labriformes; Labridae
Source: the annotation of a GenBank genome assembly
AUGAGAGGUCAAAGGUCAACAGUUGAAAACAUGGUCAAACAGCAGCGGAGAGCCGACAGGUUAGGAGGGAACAUGUGGGAACAGCUGUGAUACAUAUUAAAGAACCAGUAAUACUUAAAUAAGGUUUUCACUCAUAAAAAUCUCCCUGCAGGUGUCUCAUGCCUGCUGUUCAAUUCCCUGUGGACCCUAUGUGGAGGAGACAGCCCACUACUCCACAGGUACACUGAGAAAUGGCACCACCCCACCAUCUGACACAGACUUACUGUACUUUCACCAACUUGUCUUUCUUUUACAGGUUUCAGGGGAAAAGUCGGCAGGGUCAGAGACAGGAGGCUCUGACAGCAAAGUAGGCUGCAGCUCUACCACCACAGAAGAAGAGAAAGGAGGCCUGGGACCAGAUGGAGGUCCAGGAGAGACACAGACAAAGAGGGCAAGACUUGAAGGGUCAGUGACGCAAUGACAUUAGGGGUUGAGGGCCAAGAACCAUAGACUGUAUAUAGAAUGGACAGAGUCUGUCUCCUCGCUGGGUGAAGCCACUCCGAGAACAGCACCCUCUGUUGACGUAUAGGUCAUAGAUCCCGCCUCCGCCAGCAAAGCUUAUGGAGCUGUGGACAAACUUCAGAAAUUUAUUACACAGAACAUAAAUUUUUCUUCCCCCCUGGUUGUGAUGUUGACAUGUAGUUAUUGUAAGACUGGUUUGUGCUCAAGUCCUCUUUUUUCUGUACAGCUCAAUUUUUAAAAGUUAUUAGGGGGUUCAUGUUUUCUAUGAUUGACACUUGAUCCAGCCUAUGGGUGUAUGAAGAUUGUGUAGCUCACCCAGGAGAUACGCUGUUUGAGCCGAGCGUCAUCACAGCAAGUGGUGGAGUACAUACAACGCUCAUGCACAAUGUUGGUUUCAGGAAAUGGAGAAAAAACGCAGAGUUACCGAGAGCUUCAAAUCCGUAUACUGGCGGGAGGCAGAACCAAGUUGUCCAUAGUAAAUACAGUCUAUGCCCAGAUCAGGGUUCCAAAGUUUGAACUUUUUCCUGAGACAGAUUCCAUCAGUCAUUCCAUCAUUCUAUCACUGGGGAGUGCAUCGAGUACUGCUAUAUAAAAAAGGGGGAAAAACUAGUGUGUGUUUUUCGUUUCACAGACCUCAGCAGGCUGCAGCUGUAACCAGUGAAGAGAGAGUCCUUAAGUUUUCAGGAAGUGAGAGCAGCUCCAUACAAGGUACUCAAGGUGGAUCAUCAGCGUCCCCCAUCAUAGAGGACCAACUCACUGUGUUGCCAUGCACUGUGCUAAGUGAUAUGACCUCAAAUAAUUAUCAUUUACUGAUCAUUUUAUCUUUUGUGGAUGAUUAACUGUUAUUUUGACUUUUGUUGAGUCAAGGGUCUUCAUAAGAUGUCUAAACCCAUUGGGACCCAUAUCUUAAGUGAUGUAGUGGGAAACAGCAUCUGUCUAAUUUUCCCUUAAAGUCCCACUCCCACUCUACUUUUUUUUAACCAUUAAAGUGUUCUCAGUGGUCUUUAAAUUGUGAUUAUGAAUUAUUCUCUGUAUUGUUCUCUGUAGAGCUCAAGUAGCUCAUGAACAAUUUGCGUCUGAGUUGUGCUACUCUGCACACUCCUCUUCAUGCUAGCUUGCAACAUUGCCCGUACAGCAGAAGUAGCAGGUAAUGUAGAAGCUAUUCAGCUGUCAGACGCUUGUGUCUUUGGGGACAUGUUGAAAGCUAAUCAUAAUUAUCUUUCAUACGAGCAUUGCAAUCUGCUAACGCACAUGCGUUUUAUGUGAUCGUCCUUUCUACUUCUUGGAGUGUGGCCUGCAGAGUGGGCCGCCAGUAGUGGAGCUUGGAUUUGUGAAGUAGGAAAUCCCACUGUGUCUGAACCUACCGUUUUGGUCACAGCGAUUUGAAUGCAGAAAUACUCAGAAAUGCAAUUUUGCGCUUAGUUUUUUCAUGAUAUGUCCAAGUGUGGUCACUUAACCCUUACAUUUCACUCCCCAAGUAGGUGCAUAGGCUCAAAAACUCUGGAAACUUUCCCAGUACAUCAGACCUUGUAAAAAAAUUAUUUUAAUGGUGUUGGACAUAGGUAUGAAAAUCAGCUCACAAGUGCCCCCUAACAGUUUUUGAAACUCCAAAGAGAACUGCACAACUACAGUUCAAGGGUUCAAAUGUCUGUGUAUGUGUGUGUUUUUAGAUGGUGUUUCAUCCAGAUUCACUCUAGAUCAGCAGGAGGCAGCAGAGCUCAGUGAGGACAGCAGAGCUGCAGAGGUGAUGUCAGGUGGACAGUAGUGUGACAUUAUCAUUGACUUUGGCCCAGAUCCUGACUGUGUGUGUUUGUGGGUAUCAGCUGCAGAGCGUGGCGUCCCUGAAGGUCACCAUCCAGCAGAGCAGCGAGAGCAGAGAGUUCGGGCAGACAGACAGAACAGCUGACAGACAGACAGGCGGACUCCACUGCCAUGUGUGUAACAUCAGCUGCCACUCCGUUCAGGUAUGAACAAACCUGCACAGGUGGUCUGCAGCAAAUCAUCUAAAAGCUGAUUUUUCUUCAUCUGCAUGAUGGUUUAGGUCCUCACAAAUAUAGAGGUCUAAGUGUUUGUGUGUGUGUGUUUUGCAGGUAUUUCAGGAACACAUGACAGCUUCAGAACACCUGAUGAAGAUAAAUGAGAUCACACAGUCCAUCAGUGUCAAGGAUAGGUAAACAACACACACACACACACAUUUGUUGUCCUAUGCUCAUCCAUUUUACAGACACUGGCCCUCAUUUAUCAAUCUUGCGUAGAACUGAGUGCAGAUCUGAGUGCAGGAUUCAUAGUCCGAUAGGACACACGUGAGAUUUAUGAAAGGGUUCGUAUCUGACCAAUCCCAGCGUACGUUUGAUCGGGUCUUGAUAAAUGCGGUGGCUGAAAUCAAUCGUCAUUAACAUGUUUACGCCCUUAAAUAUUCAUGGUUCAGAAGCCUCGUCCACUGAGGUCAAACAUGAAAGAGGAGAAAUGUUAGAAAGAUGCGAAACUUUUCCGAGCUGAAAGUGGAUAUCCUCACGUCUGUGGUGGAAACUAACAAGGAUUUUCUCUUUGGAAGCAUCAAAACUGGUAUAAAAGCAGUCCAGAAAACUCCUAGGCCAUGAGCCAGGGGGGUUGGUCGGUAUCAACUGAGGGGAAUAAUGCUCAUAGUGAUUUUUGACAUUGUAUACAGGUAUAGAGUUAGAAAAUAUGUGAUAGCAUUGCAGCAGUGGUAGCUAAAUGGGUGCUAUCAUGCAUUUUAUUUUAUAACACUAGGUGAAAAUUACAUGGGUCAAUAUAUGAAAACAUACAACUUAACCGCCCAAAAAACCUAUAGAAAGGGUUUCUUUUCACCAUACAUCAUUUCUAUAAGGUGUCUAGACUAACAUAAUAUAAAAGUCCUAUGAAAUCCUAGUCGGAAAAGUAUGUUAAUUUUGCCAGACAACAAUACGCAAAUGAGCUCAAAACUCAUUAAAAUUUGCCCAAAAUACUCAUUUUCCUCUGAACUAUUAUCACAGUGAAACUAUUAUCACAGUGAAAGCACAUUGAAAGAGGGUGAUGGCAAUGCUGCUUUUGGACUGGCCUCUAACCUGAAAACUGCCCGGCUUGGUUGUACCUACCAGGGGUAUAACCCCGGCCGGUGUAGUUUUCAGGGUCACUGAGGCACAUAAGGUAGCAACAAUAGGGGAGGGUUUUUUUUUUUCUUUUUUUUUUUUUGUAUGUUUUUUUUCUUGCCUGGACCCAGGCCCCCUUCUCUACAUGUCAGAGUUAUCAAAUAGGCCUAUUCAUUAAGGACAUAACAAAUUUAUCUUAUUUUAUUUACGUCUUUAUCUUUAAUUAAAUCUGGCUGAUUGUGUUUAAUGACAGGUUUGAGGUUUGUAUAUCAAUUAUUUUGCGACAGACAUUUGCUGCACUGCAAAUCUGCACUUAAUCAAACUUGCGUACACGAUGUGAGACCUGUCGUGACAUUUGAUCGUAUCGUACGCACACGUUCGAAUUGAUAAAUGCCGAUCCUUGCGUGGAAAUGGUCGUAUGUAUGGUUUCUGCCAUACAUUUGUUUGAUAAAUGAGGGCCAUUGUGCUGUUUAUUUAAGCAAUUUCAUUUCAUUGUUCCACCUAUGUCCUCCAGGGGGCGUCCAUCUCAUACACAGCGCUGGUGUGACACCUGUCAGGCUCACUUUAGCGGUGAUGUCAUUACCCACAGACGGACCAAACAGCACAAGGUGGGAACACUUCUCAAACGUAGCUGUUUUCAUUUGGAUUUCUGUAAUGGGAGGUUUUUCCUCCUCAAGUGGUGACGUCUCUCCUCUCUCUCUCCAGAAGUGUAAGCAGCUGUGUUGGCCCUUCUGUUCGGUGUGUAAACGUCACUUUAGGACGCCCAGGAAGUUUGUGGAGCACAUGAAGUCUGCAGAACACAAACAGCAGGUCAGCAGGGGGCACAAUUUACACAUUAGUUUCAUUUACUCAUUUUUUUUUUUUUGAGCUCUGUAAGACUGACUAAACAUUUCUGUCUCCUUCAGGUGCAGCAGGAGAAGGCUCAAGAGGAUGAGCUGAUCAUAGUGGAUGCAGUCGGCUGCUUUAAGGGAGAGGAGGAGGAGGAGGAAGAAGAGGAAGAGGAAGAGGAAGAGGAGGUGGAGGAAGAAGUAGAGGUAGAAGUAGCUGAAGUUGAAGAAGAAAACGCUCCAGGAACAGAAGACGCAAGGGAGGAAGCAUUUGAGGUAAAGACCUCUCACCUGCUUUGUGAUAGAGUUUAGUGUGAUAGAGUACUGUGUGGAAAGACCUCACUUAGUGUGUGUGUGUGUGUGUGUGUGGGGGGGGGGGGGGGGGGGGUUUGUUUGUGUUACAGGCAGCAGAUUCAUCCAAAGCUGACCCAGAAGAAUAUGACCCUCACACCACAUAUGGUAUGUACCUGCAGCUACAGAACUGGUGUGUUUACACCAAGAGGUCCAGUUUGGUUCAGCAAACCCUGAUCUUGCCUGGGUUUUACAUCAGACAGUCCCGUACCCUUGGACAUCACAGAAAAAGCCUCCGAACAGCAUGGUUUCUGUGCCGUACUGUAUGUCCAAUAAUCAGACUGUUAAGACUGUCAGGGCCACCAGACAUACAGGAACAGAACAAACCCAAGGUUGUCUGAAGAGGCCGCUAAGGUUCUGUAUGUAUCGCCAAACUUGUCUGGAACUAUAGUUGGUUCAAAGCUUUAAUCAUCGAUCCUGAAGUUUUGGCUCAUCAGUCUAUUUGUUUUUAUUAAGUUCAUAAAAUCUUAAAACAUGUCGAGUCUUCAAAUUUAAUAAAAAAGGAAACCCUCAUGAUAAAAAAACAACUUCCACACCUGCAAGGUCAAACAACCUAUCACUCCUCCUCACACCUGGAGACUUACAGCUUUGUGUCAGGGCUCCACCCAGUGUUCAGAGUCAGAAUUACAUACUAAUUAGUCAAGGAUUCUUAUCUCAGUUAAAGACAAAAUCAAAUUAAAUACAAAUUUUAGCUCCAAUCAGGAAAAAAAAAGUCUGGAAUCAAAUAUCAACUGGACUUCCUAUAGUUUGAUGCAUUUUGGUUCAGUCUUAAAAAAAAAGGUGUAGCUCAACUAUUUUCUAUUACUUUUUCCUACAUUAAUGUUAUUUUUUGGUUUUAUUUUGGGUACACUUAAAAAUCUCACAAAAAGAGCUGUUUUUUUAAAGGACAAACUUGACUUCCAACUUGAUUUUGAUUCUAAGAUUAAAAGAUAAACUAAAGUAAGAUAAAAUAAAUAUCAGUGCAUCUCUCUGUGCCUCCACAGGUGGUAGUUUUGUGGUUCCUGUUUCGGGCUUCCUGUGUCGACUAUGUAACAAGUUCUUCUACAAAGAGACGACAGCACGACACACACACUGCAGGACACACACUCACUACCUCAAUCUGCAGGUAACACACACACAGACACACUCGCCUCAAGCUAACCUUUAUCACCAGGACAUGAAGCUGGAGUCUUUAAGCUUAUCAAAGUGUCAGUGUUAACUGAGAUGUUAACAGAGAUGUUUCAAUCCAUCCUGCUUCAGUAUGACAGGCUGCAGCUCACAAUCCAGCUGGUACACAAGUUUCUUCUGUAAGAUGUUUACAGUCAUCACCUGCCUGGUAUAACUGUUGUGUGGCUUCCUCAAGCAAGUCUGUGUGCUUGUGUCUGAAAUUUAAAAGAGGUUUAAUGGCUUGUGGUUAAUGUCUUUGACAGAAAAAAAUAUUGGAUUGGACUGGAUUAGAUUAAAUUGGAUUGGAUUGAAUAGGAUUUAGUUAGAUUGGUCUGAAUUGGAUUAAACCAGACUGGACUAGACUGGUUUAGAUUGAACUGGAUUAGACUGCUUUGAAUUUACUGGGCUGGACUGGAUUGGGUAGUAUUUAUUGUACCAAAGGGGUUCAUUAAUUUGCAAUAAAAGUCUAUGCAAGCGACAUGUCAUAACACAGGCAGUAUACAUAAUCAAAAAACAUACAUUCAUACAUAUAAAUUAAAUGUGUUACUUCAAUGGACACACAGAUAAAAUCAAACUGUAAUUUUUCUUUUCCAGAGUCACAGAGCUCAGAGGAAACAUGAAGAUAAGGAAAGAUCUGCUCUGACCUGA